Molecule: messenger RNA, 1542 nt
Organism: Mesorhabditis spiculigera
Lineage: Eukaryota; Metazoa; Nematoda; Chromadorea; Rhabditida; Rhabditidae
Source: the annotation of a GenBank genome assembly
AUGGUUGUCGCAGCCGCUACACAUGAAAAACUCGACGAUGUUGAUAUUGCACUCGCAGCGGAGGACGGCCAGGUGAAGCGGGGCCGUGACUCGAAAAUGUGCCACCACAACGAUCGACAGAAAUGCACUCACUGUCUGCCGAUAGAUCCGUAUGAUGAAGAGUACUUGAAAUCCAAAGACAUCAAGCACAUGUCGUUCCAUGCAUAUGUCCGGAAGUUGACACAAGGCCACGGAAAGGGCUCCAAGUUACGAAAGCCCCUCGAAACUCCGCGAGUCAAGGUCGAUCUCACUUGCGACUCGCACAAGCCCUUCCCCGUAGGCAUCUGCACUCGCUGCCGCCCGCCGAUGGUCACCCUCAACCGCCAGAAAUUCCGUCACGUCGACAACAUUUCCAUUGAAAACCAAGAUAUUGUCAACCAAUUCUUGAACUAUUGGCGCAAGAGUGGACACCAGCGAGUCGGCUACUUGAUUGGAAAAUAUGAGCCUUUCACGGAGGUUCCACUCGGCAUCAAGGCUCGUGUCGCGGCUAUUUACGAGCCACCGCAGACAACAAGCGAGAACGGCUUCAAGCUCCUCGAUGACCCGAACAAGGAGGCCGUUGAUAAGUUGUGCAACUGGCUGGGCUUGACGCGCGUGGGCUGGAUUUUCACAGAUCUCUGGACGGAAGACGCGACGAAGGGCACGGUGCAUUGCCUCCGAAAUGCGAAAUCAUUCCUUCUUUCCGCGGAGGAAUGCAUCACGGCGGGAUGGCUGCAGAACCAGCACCCGAACAUCACAGAGUUUUCUUCAGAUGGAAAAUUUGGCUCGAAAUUCGUGACGUUGGUGGCUUCCGGAGACGACAAUCACGAAAUCAGCUUCCAUGGAUACCAGGUUUCCAACCAAUGCGCUCAACUCGUCGAUGCCGAAGUUCUGUGCCCGACCCAGUACCCUGAAUUGGCCUACAUCCGCGAGCAAAAGCUCCGCGACGACCAUUACAUCACGGAUGUCCAAUUUACGAUGAAAAACGAGUACGGCGCUGAGGUCAGCAAGAAUGGGCGUCCGUUGCCGGUGGAAUUCUUGUUGGUCGAUGUGCCGGCGGGUAUGCCAAAGGAUCCGGAGGGCACAUUCCACGUUGGCGGCUCGGAGUUUGCCAUUGAAAAUCGGACAAUUAUCGGCGAAAUUCAGGGCGGCCCGAAUUUGGCGGAGUACCAAGAGGGCGCGAUGGAGAAGGACAUGAUGGACGCGGUCACCAAUUUCCACUUCCUGCUCUUUUUGAUGACGAAUGAUUUGGUGAAAUUUUCCGAUGAUGAGGUGCGAAGCCUUUGCGAGAGCAUCCGCCAGCAGAAUGCUCACAAGGUGAUCGACUGGGGUGCGAACACGGAGAACUGGAAUACGCUCGUCGCGCUCUCGCAUCACCACAAGGAGAUGGGUGGCGGCGGCGGCGCUGCAGCGGCUUCUUCGUCAGGCGGCUCAACGGGCGGCGCCACCUGGGAUUGCCCCCACUGCACCUUCCACAACAACAUCACCGACGCCGAGUGCGCCAUGUGCAGCUUGCCACGUAAU